Molecule: messenger RNA, 2426 nt
Organism: Nematolebias whitei (Rio pearlfish)
Lineage: Eukaryota; Metazoa; Chordata; Actinopteri; Cyprinodontiformes; Rivulidae
Gene: tox4b
Product: TOX high mobility group box family member 4 b
Exons: 9
Coding region: 365-2359 (664 amino acids)
Biological process (GO): regulation of transcription by RNA polymerase II
Cellular component (GO): nucleus
Molecular function (GO): chromatin DNA binding
Source: RefSeq, a predicted model, not a curated record
CGCGGACCGACAGACAAACGAGCGCCUGGCUGCUGUUGGACGGAGCUCCGCAGCUUUGCGUCAAAGCCAGCUAAAGCUAAACUCGUGGCGGUGGAGACAAGUCAGCAAGAACAAGGUUGUUAACAGCCUCGUUUACCCCGGCGGCGACACAGACAGCGGACAGGUUAUCGUCGGAACCGCUGCUGGAUCACACAUGCUCAGUUUGGGCCAUUAUCCGCCUCGGAACUCAAACCGGUGCUAAUAUCGUGGCGGUAAUUUUUACGGCUUUUAGAGCUACCUGAUCGUUCAGCCUCAGACAUUUCGACCACACGGAGGAAGGAAAUCCAGAGGCUUCUCAGCGAACACAUGAGGCCCAGCUGAAAAGAUGGACCUGAAUUUUUACUCGGAUUUAACGGACGGUACCGGACAGCACGGUGAUCCGGAGUUCCUGGACCCGCAGUCCUUCAAUGGGUUUGACUCUGACAGCAAGUUCCCUGGAGGCAGCGACAACUACCUGACAAUAUCUGGGUCCAGUCAUCCCUUCCUCUCUUCUUCUGAGACGUUCCACACCCCCAGCCUUGGCGAUGAGGAGUUCGAGAUCCCUCCCAUCUCUUUGGACCCAGACUCGGCUCUUACCGUGUCCGACGUGGUGUCUCAUUUCGGAGAGCUGUCGGACACCAGCCCCUCAGACAGCGUGGUUGUGCCGGGGAACGCCGUGGUCGAAGGGGACGACCCGUCGUUCGCUUCCACAUACGUCAGUGCCCCCAGUCAGGGCCUGGAGCACCUGAGUCUGGGGGUCAUGAACCAGGCAGGAGGCAAUGCUCUGCUGGGGUCAUCACUGGGCAUGGAUCUCGGUCAUCCAAUGGGCUCUCAGUUCAGCAGCUCGUCUCCGGUGACCAUUGACGUCCCACUGGGAGACAUGGGCCAGGGCUUACUGGGCUCUAGUCAGCUGACCACCAUCGACCAGUCGGAUCUCAGCGCUCAGCUGGGGCUCGGGCUGGGAGGUGGAAACAUAUUGCAGCGACCCCAUUCACCUGAAAACCCUUUAUCAGCUACUGCUUCUCCUACCAGCUCGCUCCAGGACGAUGACAUGGAUGAUUUCAGAAGGAGCGUACUUGUUGAAUCUCCAGUCUCUCUGGCUGUCUCUCCUGGAGUCAUCUCCCUCGAUCCCUCCUUGUCCGAGUCCCUGGUCUCCAUCCCAACCUCCAGCCUCUCCUCAACCAUUGGUCGGAAAGGAGGGGUGGGAGGAGGGAAGAAAGGGAAGAAGAAGAAAGACCCUUACGAGCCUCAGAAACCAGUGUCGGCCUACGCUCUGUUCUUCAGGGACACACAGGCGGCCAUCAAGGGACAAAACCCCAACGCCACGUUUGGAGAAGUCUCAAAGAUAGUGGCGUCCAUGUGGGACAGUCUGGGGGAGGAGCAGAAACAAGUUUACAAAAGAAAAAAUGAAGCUGCAAAGAAGGAAUACUUAAAAGCCCUUGCAGAGUACAGGGGAGGCAAAAUACCUCAGUCCCCUAUCGAGGUCAUGGACACGGCCCCGUCACCCCCACCCCCACCCCCACCUCCAGCUCCUCCAGUCACAACCACCCCCACCUCUAUCCCGACCCCCCGCUCCAGCAGGUCACAGCACUACAAUCCCGAGGAGAACACUAUCACCAACAUCUGCACCUCUAACAUCAUCCUGGACCUGCCUCAGGUCACCACGCGCUCCCGUACCGGUGCCAUCAAGCCCCAGACUCCGCCCGCCAGCACCAUGCCGAACCCCCCCACUGUCACAAAGAUCAUCAUCAAGCAGAUGCCGCUACCGUCCGGUGGCGUUUCGGUCAUCUCCACGACCGCCUCUUCGCCGCGCCAGCCGCCGCCGCUGCAGCAGAUGCAGAACACCCCGCCCCCACCCCGGCUGCAGCAAAUGGUGCACGCCCAGGCUCCGCCUCCUCUACAGGCCAAACCGCGAGGUGGAGGAGCGGCUGCGGCCACCGCGCCCCCUCCACUGCAGAUUAAAGUCGUCCCAUCGUCACGGCAGUCCGACCCGAGGGCGCCGAUCAUCCUGACAUCAUCCGCCAAAGCAGCCACGUCAGUUACCUCCUCAUCGGGUGUGACGGUGGAGAUGGGGCAGGGGGAUUCUGUGAUGGUGGGGGGAGAGGAAGUGGGGGAGGCAGAGGAGGGGAUGGAGGUGGAGCUGAACGUAGCGCCUGGUCCCACUGUGACCCCCACAGCCCCGCCCAAUAUAUGUGUGCGAGCCGGCUGCACCAACCCCGCCGUGGAGAGCAAAGACUGGGACAUGGAGUACUGCAGCAACGAGUGUGUCGCCACACACUGCAGAGACGUGUUCAUGGCCUGGUGCGCCAUCAGAGGACAAAACUCCACCACGGUCACAUAGACCGAGGACACAUGGACACACAGACUCAAAGACACGCGUACUGCAAACAAACAAGAACGACUGACUC